This is a messenger RNA of Kickxella alabastrina, 1388 nucleotides long. RefSeq names its product Nuf2 family-domain-containing protein. Lineage: Eukaryota; Fungi; Kickxellomycota; Kickxellomycetes; Kickxellales; Kickxellaceae. Gene Ontology annotation, cellular component: kinetochore; Ndc80 complex. The coding region runs from base 119 to 1285 and encodes 388 amino acids. Gene Ontology annotation, biological process: attachment of mitotic spindle microtubules to kinetochore; meiotic chromosome segregation; kinetochore organization. The transcript has 5 exons. The record is from RefSeq and is a predicted model, not a curated record. Gene Ontology annotation, molecular function: protein-containing complex binding.
CUUUCAUUCAAUUUUUUUAUAUAUAUUUCUUAUUCGAUAAUUCACGAAUAAAAAUAAGUUUAUUUAUUUUCACUUAUUUCUUUACACCAACUUCUAAAAAACAAGUACGGCACGGACAAUGCAAGGCAGUAGUUUCUUCCCGACACUAAAGUCGCAUGACAUUCUCGAAGUCAUGGGCCAAAUGGAAAUUCCAAUUACAGAGGAGGAUUUGGAAAAGCCGACGCCGUAUCGUGUGCAGGACUGGUACGCGGCAUUUCUGUACCUCCUCAAGGGCAUUUCAUUGGAGGAGCUAGAAAACAACAACGAUAUGCAUGAUCUGUCCGACUACCCAGAGUCCCAUAACGACGACAUAUCACUCAUGGCGUUCUACCAAAACAUGUCGACACUCCUGAAGCAAGUUGGUUUUGACGACUUUUCACUGCGCGACAUGCUCAACCCAGAGCCGAGCCGCGUGCGACGAAUUCUCAGUGGCAUUUGUAACUUUGCCAUGUUCCGCGAUGACCGCAUGCCGAUUCUGGAAAAAUACACGGCGCAGGCCGACGAGCAGACACAGAGGCUUGAGUCAAUGCAGGCGGAGCUGGAGCAGACCAUGUCGCGAAUUGAGUCGAUUCGCAGCCAGCACGCUCGCGAGAUGCCUGAGGUCAAGGCCCUGCAGGAGAACAACCAGGUUAUGCGUGAGGAGCUCAAAGCGAUGAAGGCCUCUCAAGCGGCACUCAGGAUAGACGAGCUCCAUGACUCGAUUGGCGCCAUAAAGUAUACCAUCGCCAGUUUACAGGACGAGCUGUCGCGGCUGAAGGCGCGCGUGGUUCACAGCCCGGAGAAAAUUCAGCAGGCAAUCACUGAGCUCACUGAGAACAUACAGAUGACUGAUGCCGAGGAUAUUGUGCGCCAGCAUGAGGAGGAGUUGCGGCUGCUGGCCAAGGAAAGAGACAAUGUUAACCAAGAGACAAGCGCUAUUCGCAACCUCACUGUGCGCGAGGAGCAGUUGCAGUUCCAGAACAAGUCGGGCGAGGAGAAAAUCGAGCGCCUUGAAAAGAGUCGCCAGGCGAAGCGCGAGCAGACCACCAGCAGGCUCAGGCAGCUGCAGAGAGAGCGCGCUGAUACAAGCCGCCGGAUGUCCGCCCAGCGUGCGCACUUUGACGAGCUCCAGACCAACAUUAAGCGCGAGCGUUCAACGAUGGACCAGGAGACUGGCGACAUGCAAGAGUGCUAUGACAAGCUGCGCCAACAGACCUUGGAGUACCAGGAUGGGUCAUCCAAUUUGCUAGCUCAUUUUUACAAUUAAACAGCAGACAAAAAGCAAAGCAAUUUGCCUUUUGUGUUAAAUUAAACAGUAUCUAUUAUUUAUUUUAAAUGCUUUCAAAAUAUUAAAAGAAUUUAUAAUUAUG